AUGUCAGACAAAGAGGAUAACAACCCUCAAACCCCUCAGCAAGAGAACAAUAACCCCCAGGAAGAGAAUAACAACCCGGGGUCCCCUCAACCCAAGGAGGAGCAGGACGUUGAACCCAAGCAAGAGUCUCACUCUGACACUGAGUCUAAACAAGACCCCCAGCCUGACCCUAAGCCACAAGAAGAAAAAUCCCAACCCGACGCUGAACCCAAGCAAGAGCCUCAGUCGGAAGCCGAGCCCGAACCUCAACUCCAGCCUCAGAAAGAAGAACCUCAGCGGCGUCCAAGGAGACCCCGCCCACAGAAGUACCAACAGGACUCGGACACAGAAAAUAUCGACCGCGGCGGCAUGGACAACACCGCUGUGGAGAAGCCCCGUCGUCAGCGCCGAUCACGUCGCCAGCAACAAGACGGCGGCCCCCUCGGCGGCCUCGGUGGUGUAGACCAGGCUGGUGACCUCGUACAAAACACGGCCGGUAAUGCCGUCAAUGGCGUGACCAACACCGCCGGCAAAGCCGUGGGAGGCAUCUUAGGCGGCAACAAAGGGGAAGGACAGGACGAUAGCGGCGGCAAGGACGAGCAGCUGCGGUUGCGGCUGGACCUGAACCUGGAUAUUGAAGUGCAACUCAAGGCUAAGAUCCACGGUGAUCUAACACUCGGCUUACUGUCAGUUCAACUCUCCCCCCUCUUACCAUCUCGUCUAAAAAUAUCAAGCUAA
Molecule: messenger RNA, 717 nt
Organism: Aspergillus bombycis
Lineage: Eukaryota; Fungi; Ascomycota; Eurotiomycetes; Eurotiales; Aspergillaceae
Exons: 1
Coding region: 1-717 (238 amino acids)
Source: RefSeq, a predicted model, not a curated record